Molecule: messenger RNA, 11145 nt
Organism: Cylindrotheca closterium
Lineage: Eukaryota; Bacillariophyta; Bacillariophyceae; Bacillariales; Bacillariaceae
Source: the annotation of a GenBank genome assembly
AUGUUUCGUCGUCGCACCAAGGACGACGAUGGCUUGGAUGAGACUCCUCUGGAAGGUUUGAGCAACUCAUACGAAAAGUACAAGAGCUUAUAUCAAGAGACCAAGGGUCAACUUGAUAAGACAACACGGGCGUUGAAGGAAGCCCAAAAAGUUGUCAAAGAUCAAAAGUCCUUUGUGAAGGAGAAUCAGAAGCAACGCGAUGCUGCACUCAAGGAAACCACCAAGACCAAUGCGGAAUGGGAAUCCAAAUUGAGAAAGCUACAAGCCAACUCGAAUAAAGAGCGCAAAAAGAUUCUAGGGGAAAAAGAGAAGCUUACUUCCAAAUUGAACGAGAAGACAAGGUUGCUCGACGACAGCUUGAAGCGAGAAAAAGUUCUGAAACAGCAAGUCGCUGAACAUGCAGAAGAACUCGAAGAAAGAAAUAUCGAACUGAAAGAGAAUACAUUGAGAUUUCACAAGUCACAAGCACGAGAACUCAAGCUUGCUGAAGAUGCCUUGGGCUGGAUGACCAAAGCAAGAGAUUCGAAUGCUAAGGCUGAAAUUUUGGAGCAGAACCUAGAGGCCAAGUCGACUGAGUGCUUGGAUCUUGCCCGAACUAAUGUUGAAUUGGUAAACACUAUUGCUGUUCACGAGGAAAAAAUGAAUGAAGCGAAGGAAUUAAUGCAGGAGCUUUCCGAGACACGAAUUGCCCUGGAAACCGUCGAACAGAAGAACGAGAACUUGCAAUUGGCGUUGGAUAUCAAGGUUGAUGAAGCCGACGCUACUUUCCAAGCUUUCAAGGUGCAGUUGUUGAACUACGAAAUGGCAGAAAAAGAAAUUAGAGCUCGAAAGGACAAGGAAGUCAGCCUAAUGAAGCGUUUGAACGAAGCCGAAGAAAGAGAAUCUCGUUUCGAUAAGGAACUACUCCGAACGAAGGCAGAAUUUCUUGAUGCUUUUGAUCAAUGCCAAAUUGUCGAUGAAAAUCUUGUUUCCUCCCAAAAUACAGUGGCUACAUUGCAGUCUACUUUGAACGAGGAGCAAAAGGAGCGAUCCACUGCAACGGAAAGAGUCUCGCUGCUCCAAGGCAGACUUUUCAAGUCACAACAGCAGUUGCUUGGUGUCGUGGAACGGAAUGAUAUACUCUCAGAGGACUUCGCAGCUGCGGUACAACGAGUGAAGAUGCUGGAAGCAAGCAUGAUUGAAUCAAAACAGUUGUGGCUUGCAGACGUCGAACGAAAUGCUAUACUGGACGAGUAUUGCGACCAAGCCCGCCAACACUAUGAGACCUCUCAACGUGAAGUUGCCGCGCUAACAGCAUCAAUGGCAGACCAGCAAGUAAAGCAUCAAUUCGAUCUUGAUGACGCAGUGACUCAAACUCAGGAGAUCAAAUCUCAACUUGAAGUGUCUGAAGCCGAGGUCAACAAGGUCAAGUCUACCAUUCAAAGUUUGGAGCAUGACUUGCAAGAGGCCGAAUCCAAGCAUACAACUGAACUAGCGGAUGCUCGAUGCAAGUUACACUCUGCCCUGAAUGAUGCAGAAAGCCUUAGAACGAACCUCCAGGUCACCAUAGACGAAAACGAAAGACUUCAGAAGGAGUUUGAAGCGACCAUAGCAGACCUCGCGGCGUCGACUGACAUAGUUCAAACGACCAAGAAGGAAUUGGAAGAGAAACAGCAAGAGCUUGGCGCAGUUAGGCAAGAGAGAGAUACCAAAAUGUCGAGCUAUACAGUGGAGGCAUCCAAGCGUCUAUUGGCAGUCUCCACGAUUACACAGCUUCAAUUCGAACUUCAAGAUGCAAAAUCUGCUUCUGAUGAAAUCGAGAAGAGGUUGCUUUCUGUCGAAGAAGAGAACGUGUCAAACAAGACUAAGCAUGACAAGUUGAUGGUGCAGUACAAGGAAUCACUGAAGAUUGUUGCGCGCUUGGAGAAUAAGCUAGCAGAAUCCAAGUCUUCGAUGGAGCUGACAAAGCAGGAGCUCCAUUCCUUAAAGAAUGAAUCUGAGGCAGACAAAGCAAGAAUUGGCGAGCUGAUGACAGACAGCGAAGCAUCCGAAGCAAAGGUCGGACAGCUGGAGACGGAGCUAACAUCGACCAAGGAAGAAGCGGUCAAACUACAUGCAAGAAUCGAAGCAUUGACAACAAUGGGUGAAGAUUCUGGAGAAAUCAUCGCUCAGCUGGAGAAUGACCUUGCUGCAGCAAAUGAAGAAAUUGAGUCGCGAAAUGGAACAAUCGAUGAUCUAACAGCGAGGAGUCAAAAUGCUGAAACGGACAUUGGUAAACUCGAUGCUAGUCUUGCUGAGACCAAAAAAGCUGUUGGGAUGGGCAAGUCUCGAAUCGACGAGUUGUCUUACAAGAAUCAAGAAUCCGAAGCAUUGGUCGCCAAAUUGGAGAAUGAUCUUGCUGCAGCGAAGAAAGACGCCGAAGCAAGCAAGGUUGCGAUUGCUUCUUUGAGUACAAGAAGCGAGGAGUCAGGAGUAGCAGUUAUGCGUCUGGCGAAACAGCUUGCUGAAUCAAAACUGGCAACAGAACAACGUUGCAUUGAAUUAGAUUCAGCUAAGCAAGAAUCGGAAGUAUCCAGAGAUAGACUCGACGGGUUGAUGUCCCUCAAUGAAGAUGCUUUCGUAAAGAUUGCUGCUUUGCAAAACGAGCUAGCAGAGUCGAGGAAUGUCACAAUGAAGACACAGGAAGAGCUAUCUGAGGCAAAGGAAGAGAACAAAAUGAACAAGGUUACAAUGGCCGAUGUGGUAAAAAAGCUAGAAGAGGCUGAAUCGCACUCCGCCACACUGGAAAAGGAAUUGGUGGUAGCCAUGGCAGAACGUGACAUCAACGAAGAAGAAAUAGUGUCGCUAAAUUCCAAGAGCCAAGAAAAAGAGGAGACGAUAUCAAGGCUACUAGGCGAGCUGGAAGAAUCGAAGAAAUCGGUGAAGAACUCCUACAAGGAGUCCCGAAAGAGCAAGGCACAGCUAUAUGCGAUGGAGUUGCAAGCCAAAGAGUUGGACGCUAAUAUCACUCGCCUCGAAAGAGAACUUUUCUUGGCAAACGAGGAUGCCCAGACGAGCAAAGCAACUAUCGUGACUGUGACUGAAAAGAAAGAAGAAUUGAGUGCAAUAAUAUCAGGAUUGGAGCACGAACUUGCUAAAUCUGGAAAGAUAAUGGAGAGAUUGAGAAUUGAACUUGCUGCAUCAGAACAAGAAGUCCGUUCAAAGACAGCGGCAAUCAAUGAAAUCAAAUCAAAGAAUGAGGCGUCUGAAGCAGAGGUCACUUUGCUGAAAAAGGAGCUUGCUGGAGCAAAGGAUGAGACGCAGAACAAAACAAAAACUAUCCUUGCACUGAUUUUCCAAAGUGACGAAUCUAUGCAAGCAGUCUCGUGGUUGGAGCGCAAGCUUGGUGAUUCAAAGCAAAUGAUUGAAGCUUUAGAAUCCCAGCUUGCCGCAUCCAAAGCAGAAGCAAUGGCCAAUGUCGUUGAAAUGGCCAUGGAAAGAAAGCAAGGAGAAGCAAUGCUUGCUCGGUUACAGAAAGACUUUAUUUUGGAACAACAAGAAUGCAAGACAAGGAAGGCUACUAUUGUUGAGUUGGCUUCGAAGAGUGAGAAAUCAAAUGACUCUGUCUUGAGAUUGAGGAAAGAAUUGGCUGACUCCAAAAUGGCUGCUGAACAGACCCAACUGGACCUCGAGGCACUUGAGGAGGAAUCCGAAAUGGACAAGUCUCGAAUUCAAGAACUGAUAUUGGUGAAUAGAGAAAUGAAAGUUGAAGCUUCGAAUGUGGAAAAGGAACUACUCGAAACUAGAAAGUCGUCCCAGCAGGCUGGAAAUGAUCUAUUGACUCUGAGACAACAAUUUGAAGCAAGCACCAAAGAAAUUGCUGUUUUGGCGUCGAAAAUCGGAAUGUCAGAAGAAUGCACCAGGAAGAUCCGUCAGUCAUUGACAGAGUCAAAGCAAAUGACUGCAAAAAGGGAAUUAGAAUUGGAACUGGCAAGGGUCGAAAACGAAUCCAGCAAGUCUGCCAUUGUAAUCUUGGAAGCCAAGAAUAAAGAAGCAGAAACCUCUAUUUCAGACUUGGAAAGGGAGCUUUCUGAACUCACACAUCAGUCAGAGUCCCACAAGGCACACUCUGAUCUUUUGGUGGAGAAAAAUCUUGAAUCCGAACACACUGUGUCGCGACUUCAAAUUGAAUUAGCGGAAUCGAAAGAGUUGAUGAUGCAAUCGAAGGUAGAACUGACAAUGGUCAGUUCGGAUGCGGAGGCCAGCCAAUCAGUCAUAAAAGAAUUGAAGAUACAAAAUGGUGAACUGUUGGGGAAGCUCGAUGACAACGAAGGUCGACUGGCCCGGCUUGGGAGGCAACUGGCUUCAGCGGAGCAUCUGACAAAAGAGACAGAACGUGAGCUUGCUGCAACAAAACAUGCACAAGAUGCAAGCAACGCUACGAUUUCGGAUCUGAAAUGGAAGCACAAAAUGGCUGAAGAAAAUAUUGCUAAAUUGGAGAAGGAACUUGAUCUGUCCAAGGCAGAAGCACUGUCACACAAGUCACAUGCUGUUUUCCUAACCUCACAGGGUGCAGAAUUAAAGCGAGUAAUAUCAGGUCUAGAGAAGGAUUUGGACAAGUCAAAACAACUGAUGUACAAAUCUGAAGCAGAAGUUUUGGCAUCGAAUGAGGAGACUGCGAUAACAAAAGAAAGACUUGCAGACAUGGUUUUCCAGCACAAAGCAAAGGAGUCGAUUGUUGCUGCAUUGGAGAAGCAACUAUCUGUCGCAAAUGAGGAGUGUGAGGCUGACAAAUUGUCAAUUGCUGAAUUGGGAGACAUGGUAACUCAGCUUGAAAAAGAGUUAAAAGAGUCAAAUGAUUCGACUGUUGAGGCUAUGAAGGAAAUCAGUGGGCUGAAGCAAGAGGGCAAGAUGCAAGCGAAAAGAGCCGAAGAUUUGGUGUCAAAAAAGAAAGCAUCGGAAGAGAUUGUUGUAUCCUUGGAGAAAGAGUUGGAGUCGGCAAAAGAAGAGUGGGCAACUUCCCGUACGACAGUUGUUGCACUGAUGUCAAAAAGCGGUGAGUCAGUACAAGCAGUAUCCCGCUUAGUAAAAGAGCUAUCUGAGGCAAGAAUAUCCUCAGAGCAACUCCAGAGAGAACUUUUGGAAGCAAAUAAUCAGGUGGAUACAGUCAAGGCAAGAAACAACAAAAUGAUGCUGAAGAACCAAGAUGCUGAAUGCACAGUUGAAAGGCUACAAAUCGAACUUGAGAAGGCAAAGGAAGAGAGCAAUAGUGGCAGAAUGGCAAUUACUGCUUUGACUUCACAGAAUGAAAAUUCAGAAGAAACCAUAUCACGUCUGGGGAGAGAGCUGAGAGAGGCAAACGAAUCAAUGACAAAGUCAAAGGCGGAACUUGCUACCACAAUCGCUGACAUGGGGACGACCAUGGCUGUAAAUGAAGAACUGACUUCAAAGAACCAGUGGGCCAAAGCGAUUCUUUCAAUGAUGGAACAAGAGCUUGCUACAGCUAAAGAAGAUGCGAAGACAAGUGCGGCCAGAAUUGCAAUGUUGACUUCAACGCAAGAAGAAUCCAAUCAAGCUAUGUCAGAAUUGAAGAAACAGGUAGCUGAUGCAAACGAGGCACUGCUUCAAUCAAAAACUUACAUUGCUAUGGUAGAGCAAGAAGCAGCUGCACACCAGUUAACGAUCAAUGAGAUUACUGGUAGAAAUCAAGAGGCAGAGGGAGCAGUUGCUCGUUUGGAAAAAGAGCUUGCAAGCGCUCAAAAAGAGAAGUCAGCGCUAGAAGAGUUGGCGUCAAAAAGUGAUGAAUUGUCUUUGCAGAAUGAACGUACUGAAGGAGAAAUGGUCCGCCUUCAAAAACAACUAUAUGAAACCAAGAAGGUUAUGGAACAGACGCAAUACCAGUUGGUCGAGGCAAAGGAAGAAGCAAAAGCAAGCAAGACAAUAAUGAUAAAGAUGCAAUCACAGAUUGAAAAAGCUCAGAAAUUAGAGAAUGAGCUUGCUGCUGCCAAAGGAGACGCGGAUCGCUACAAUACCCAAGUUGUUUCUCUGAUGGCCAAGAAUGAAGAGUUAACGGUGUUGGCAUCCCGUCUUGAAUGCCAAUUGGUGGAUUCAAAAGAGUCGAUGUUUCGGUCACAAGAAAAGCUGACUGCUACUAUUGCUCUAGUCGAAACAGGCAAGUCAGUUGUGAACCAGUUGUUGUCGGUGAAUGGUGAAUUGGCAUCAAGUCUCCACAGUAGCGAAGGGGAUGUUGCUUGUCUCAAGACUCAACUUUUUGAGUCAAAGAAAUUGAGAGAACGAAUUGACGGAGAGCUAUUUGCAGCGCAGGAAGAGUUGGAAACAAGGACGACAGCUAUUGCAAAUUGCAAAUUAGAUGGCAAAAAGGUCAAAACAACUGUCGCUACAAUAGAGACCAAGCGUGAUGCCAGUGAGAGGGCAAUUAAUGUCUUGAGUUCGGAAGACAAAAAUUUGGUUGGGGUCGCAUCUCAACUUGAGAAAGAUCUGACCCAGUUAAAGAAAAUGUUGUCCCAAGCUUAUGCAGAUCUUGCGGCGUCAAACGAAGAAUCUGAAAAGACAAAAGCAAGACUUGACGAAAUGAUCUUGGAGCGCAAAGACGCAAAAACAAAUGUGGAAAGUGUGAAGAAAGAGCUAGAUAUUGCAUUGGAAGAGUGCAAGUCCCGAAGGCUGGCAUCGGUUGCUUUGAAUGUCAAGACGGAUGAACUGGGUGAAUCCGUUCGUCGUCUUGAAAAAGAGCUGAUUGAGUCAAAUGAGUCGAAAACCAAUUCUUGCGCUGAAAUCGAGGAGCUGAAAGAAGAAACCAAGAUGCAGGAGGCAAGAACCAAGGAUCUUCUUUCACAGAAAGAAGAUUUGGAAGCAAAUGUCACAAUCUUGGAGCAGCAACUUUUGGACGCAACAAUAGCAUCCCAACAGACGACGGCAGAGCUUGUCAGCACGAAGCAAGAGCUUGAGCGGAAUAAGGCAACAGUUGGGGGGUUGGCCUCCAGUGUUGAAGGGACCAAAGCAAACGCCGCUCAACUUGCCAAAGUUCUAACUGAGGCGAUGUCGUCAAAAGAAAAAUCCGAGGCGGACUUGAAACUUGCGAGGGAGGAGAUCCAAGAGGGCAAAUCAACAAAUAGUAAGCUGGAGAAGAAGCUUGAUGAGGUCCAAGCAGAAAAGGAAGCCCACCAAUCGACCAUCGUGGCACUGACUACAAAGAUUGCGGAAUGCCAGAAUGAGCUUGUCGCGGCUAAUGAUGAAACUCAGAAACUUGAAUCGACUAUUUCAGAUUUGAUGGCUGAAUGCAACCUUGCCAAGGGAGACGUCAGCCGGCUGGAGAAACAGCUUACUACUGCAAGAGAUGACGACGAGCAUAGCAAGGCUACCAUCGUCAUUUUGACUGCCAAGUGUGACGAAUCAAACAAGACAGUGUUGCGAUUGGAGACUGUGCUUUCUGACGCACAAAAGUUGAGUGAGCAGUGUCAACUGGAGCUUGCAGCCACAAAGAAAGAGGCAGAGUCAAGUAAUGAGGUAAUUGAUAACUUGAUAUUGAAGAACGCUGAAUCGGAGAAAAAUGUUUCACGUCUUGAAGAGGUUCUCGCGAAGACAAAGAAUUUGGCAGAAAAGUACAAAAUUGAUUUUUAUGCCGCAAAAGAAGAAGCAGACAAGAGAAUGGAAAAACUCAGUGCAGAUUCCAAAAAGACUGUGUCUCUGCUGCAGAAUAAGCUUUCCACAUCAGAAGGAGCAGUGAAGGAUCUCAAAAGCAAGCUCGCAUCUUUAAACGGUGAAGUUGAGAAACGAGAAGCUGCUAUCGAUGUUUUGACUGCUGAAAUGAAUCAAGCUGAGGAGAGCAAUGCCCGAUUGGAACAAGAGAUUUCCAUUGCAAAUGAAGAGGUUGAAAAGAGCAAAGCUUCAAUUUGUGCAUUGGAUUUGAAGUUUGUUGAGUCCAAUAAAGCCACCUUGCGACUGAAGAAUGAACUAUCAAAAGCAGUGAAGCUGACGGAAGACUGUAGGAUGGAAGCCAAACAAAAUGUGGAAAACUGCCAAACCGAUUUGUCUGCGGCAAAGGAGGAGGCAGACAGAAGCAAGGCUCUGGUCAAAAAUCUUACUGCCAAGAUCAAUGCAACCGAAUCUAUCAUCACGAGAUUGGAACAAGAGCUUGAUGAAGCAAAGGACGAGAACAAAGCAAGCAAAUUGACAAUGGACGAACUGAACAAAACAGCUCUAGCUUCCGAAAAGGCCGUAUCUCUGCUGCAGAAUAAGCUUACAGGUUCAGAAGGAACAGUGAUUGCACUUGAAAACAAGCUUGCUUCGUUGAAUGUGGAAGCUAAGACACGGGAAGCAAUCAUUGCGAAUAUGACUGUUGAAAGGAACCAAUGCAAGGAGACCGUUACUCGGUUAAAGCACCAGCUAGCAAUUGCUGAUGAAGAAGUCAAUAACAGCAAGGCAUCAAUCUCUGCUUUGAAUUUGAAAUGCAUCGAAAGCAAGGAAAGAGCCUUGAGUUUGGAGAAUGAACUGACAGAUUCAAGAAAGUUGACAGAACAAUCACAGAUGGAUGAAAAAGAAAAGGAAGAAAUUUACCAAGAUGGCUUAUCUGAGGCAAGGGAGGAAGCAAACAAGAGCAAAACUGAAGUCAAGAACCUUACUGUAAAGAUUGACAAGACCCAGUCAAUCGUUGCAAAAUUAGAACAGGAGCUUGAAGAAGCAAAGGAUGAGAGCAAGGCAUGCAAGUCAACGAUCCUUAAACUUACUGAAAAGGCUGCAGCUUCCGACCAAAUUGUGUCUGUGCUCAAGAAUGAACUUUCAACUUCUGAAGACAAGCUUACCAUUUUGAAUGGGAAAGCUAAGCAACGAGAAGCCGCCAUCGCUAAUUUGACUGUUGAAAGUAAUCAAGCCAAGGAGAACUUUGCUCGGUUGGAACAAGAGCUUGCCAUGGCAAGUGAAGAAGCUGAGGAGAGGAAGGCAUCAAUAGCUGCUUUGAAUUUGACAUUUAUCGAGACAAAGGGAACAGUCUCGCGUUUGGAGAAGGAACUAAUCAAUUCAAGAAAGUUGAAUGAAAAAUUACAAAGGGAGGCCAAGCAAAAUGAAGAAAAGUUGCAAAAUGAUUUAUCCUCAGCGAGAGAAGAAACAACCAAGAGUAAGGUUCUGACCGAGAACCUUUCUGCCAAGAUCGACGAGACCGAGACUAUCGUUGCAAGACUGGAGCAAGAGCUUGAUGAAGCAAAGAACGAGAACAAGGCAAGGAACUUGACUAUACUUGAGCUUUUUGAAAAGGCUGCAGCUUCCGAGAAGACUUUGGUCCUGCUCCAGAAUGAGCUUUCGAGUUCAGAAGAAGCAAUGAAGGAACUCGAAGCUACUCUUGCCUCAUUGAAUGAUGAAGCUGCAACACGAGAAGACACCAUCACUGAUUUGACUUCUGAAAUGGCACAAGUCAAGCAGAACGUUACUCGAUUGGAACAGGAGCUUACCACCAGGAGCAAAGAGGCAGAGAAGAAUAAAGUUUCAUUCGAUGCUUUGAAUAUGAAGUGCGCUGAAGCCAAUAAAUCCGUCUUGAGACUGGACCAGGAACUAGCUGAUGCAAGAAAGUUGACUGAAGAAUGUCAAAUGAAGCUUUCAGUCGUGAUGAAAGAAGCAGAGAUGAGUCAGCAGGCUGUUACUGUUUUGACUCUUAAGAACAAAGAAGCCGAGACUAUGAUUUGCGGUCUCGAAUGCGACCUAGCAGAGUCCAAUAUUAACCAAGAACAGCAACUAGAAGAAAUCAUGGCAAUGAAUGCGAAAGAAAAAGCAACAUUUGAUGAGAUGAAGUCAAAAUAUGAAGAUACCCAACAGCAGAUUGCAAAACAGGCCGAAGAACUCUCCGAGUCCAAAAGUAUCACCAAUACAAUAUCCGAAGAGCUCGUAUCUGCCAAAAGUGAAACCGAGACCUGCAAGAGGACGAUCGUCAGGUUGCUGUCACAACAUGAAGAAUCUAGUGAAGCUGUGUUGAAACUUGAAAACGAGCUUGUGGAAUCAAAGGCUGCCCUUGCCGCGGCCAAUGAAGUAGUACAAAGAGUGGACAGUCUGCAGCUGAAUCAAAAUGAGGCUGAAGCCAAUGUCGCUCGUCUUGAACAAGAGCUGUCCCAAUCACAGGCUUGUCAUGAGGUUACUAAACACGAAAUCAAAACAGCAAUGAUGGUUAUCGAUGAAUUGCGUUUAAAGAAUGAAAACACAGAAGCAAUUGUCGUGAAACUACAGGAUGAACUUUCUGCUGCCAAUGCAACAACUGAAAUGAUCCAAAAUGAACUCAUGAAAGCCAAAGAAGAUAGCGACAAUCGAAACCAAUCAAGUGAGACCAUCUUAAGAUUGGAGUAUGAGCUUGCUGAAUCCAACAAGACAUUUGAACAAACUUUGUUCAAUCUUGCUCAAGUCAAGGAGGCUAGCGAGCAACGACAGACUCUGAUCAAUGAUUUGACAGCCAAGAACGAAGCCUCCAUUGAGAAGAUUGCCACCCUACAGUCCGAAAUGGAACAAACAAAAUUGAUCGCAGCCCGCCACCAAGAGCAACUUUCCUCUGCUGAAACGAUGUUGAAAGAGAACAAGCUGGGACUGGACAGGGCGCGAGAAGAAGAAUCAUCCAAGUCAGUUAAGAUGAAGGCUGAAACGGAAACUUUGAGAUCCAAGGUUGCCAAUUUGGAAAAGGCCAUUUCCGCAACCAGGACAGAGAAAGCGUCUCUGGAAAUGUCUGAGAUGAAGACCCGAGGAGAUAUUGGAAACCUGCAAAAAGCUUUGGAGGAGUCCAAGAUUGAGACUUCUUCAGCUGAGUUUCAGCUCCAAGAGACCAGGGACCAACUGGAAGCCUUGCAAGCUGAACUCGAAACUAUGAAGAAUCAGAGUAGUGAAGUUCAAUAUGAUGAGCUGCAAAAAAGCCAUCAAGAAGCGAUUGCAGCAUUGAGGGCUUCUCGUGAAGAAACCUAUUCCACUUUGCAAAUGCGUAUUGAAGACCUAGAGAGUGACUUGAACGAUACCAAGUUCCAACUUCAGCAGGCUGAGAUCAUGGCAGAGGAGUCUCAAAGUGAAACUGCCUACCACCGAAAGACUCUGACGGACCUUGGAAUUGAAUUCAAGAACUACAAGGAUCAAACUUUUCAAUCGGAAAAUGCAUUGAAGGAAGUAACCAACAAUCUGAAAGACGAAUUUGAGUGGUACGAAGUAUAA